UAUUAAAAAAGAGGUCAUGUUCAAACUCUGUUAGCAGUUGUUGUUGUUGUUGUUGUCUAUAAAAGGAGAGAACAUGAAGAGAUAGAGCCUUGGAGACUCUGACAAAAAUAUGGCGGCAACUUUGUUUCGGGCGGUGGCGGUCGCCAUAAUAUUAUUGCUGCAGUUUCUGACGGUGGUUCUGUGCAGCUUUCCGGCGACUCUGACUCUUAAGAGAGCUUUUCCAACGAAUCACAACGUGCAGCUGAGUCAGCUCAGAGCCCGAGACCGAGUCAGGCAUGGCAGGAUGUUGGGUGGUGUCGUCGAGUUCCCUAUCGGAGGCACCUUCAAUCCAUACUUAGUCGGGCUAUAUUUUACAAGCGUCAAACUGGGAACUCCUGCAACAGAAUUUUAUGUGCAGAUUGAUACUGGAAGUGAUGCUUUGUGGGUUGGUUGCAAUUCCUGUUCCGGUUGCCCCCAAUCUUCCGGACUUAAAAUUCAGCUCCAUACUUUUGAUCCUCAGAGCUCACCAACUGCUUCGGUGGUCUCCUGUUCUGAUAAAAUAUGUACACUUGGACUCGAAACACAAGAUUCUAGCUGUGAUUCACAAAAUAAGCGGUGUUCUUACACAUUCCAAUACGGAGAUGGAAGUGGGACAUCAGGCUAUUAUGUAUCAGACUUAUUACAUUUUGAUACAGCAGCUGGUAAUCAGUCUGCGACAUCAAACUCUUCAGCCUCCAUUGUCUUUGGGUGUAGCACGUCAGCAAGCGGGGUGUUGCAGAAAACAGAUAGAGCAGUCGAUGGGAUUUUCGGAUUCGGGCAGCAAGAAAUGUCUGUCAUCUCACAGCUGUCUUCACAGGGAAUAGCUCCAAAAGUAUUUUCUCAUUGCUUUAAAGGAGAUGACACUGGCGGGGGUAUAAUGGUUCUUGGUGAGAUCGUGGAACCUAACAUUGUUUAUACCCCACUUGUCCAAAAUCAGCCUCAUUAUAACUUAAAUCUGGAGAGCAUUAGUGUUGGUGGUCAAACAUUACCAAUUGACCAAUCAGUCUUUGCAACAUCAAGCAACCAAGGAACGAUAGUUGAUUCUGGGACAACUUUGGCAUACCUUGCACAAGAUGCCUAUGAUCCUUUUGUCAACGCAAUUACAAGUGCCGUUUCACAAUCUGUGACUCCUGUUUCUUCCCAGGAAGAACAAUGUUACAUAGUCACCUCCAGCAUCAAUGAUACAUUUCCCCAAGUUAGUUUGAACUUCGCUGGUAAUGCAUCCAUGAUACUAAGACCUGAGGACUACCUGUUGCAGCAGAAUUCUGCAGGUGAUGCUCAAGGAUGGUGCAUUGGCAUUCAGAAAAGUGAUGGUCAAGAUAUAACUGUAUUGGGAGACCUCGUCCUAAAAGACAAGAUCAUUGUCUAUGACUUGGCUAAUCAACGUAUUGGAUGGGUUCAAUACGACUGUUCAAUGUCAGUCAGCGUCUCUUCAAAUACUAGCACCGGAACUGCAUCUGUUAAUGGAGGGUCCAUAGACGUCAAUGAUAACAGCAGUAGUUCAUUGAGGAAUGACCCUUUCAAAUUGAUACCGAUAAGCAUGAUGUUCGCUUUCCUUGUUCACAUAUAUAUCAAUCACUGACACUUUGCUAUUCCUGUAGCACAUAUAGUCAUUGUUUGGUUUGCAUGAUUAGGAUUGGGUUCCUGCACAUAUAUCGCAAUAAGCCUCAGAUUACUAUUUCUUCUUCAAUACUUCGAUUGUAUACCUUCUUGCGAGACCUCACAUUAGAACUUUUACAGCAGUUGACAGUUUGUGCUGCAUGCUCACUGUGUAGCAGAGUUGGCCGUUUGAUCUGCCUUUUAGGUUAGAAUUGUUGUUCUUUCAUCAGGUACAUAGAAUUACAAUUUUCAUUGGGGUUUAUUGCCCACAUUGUAAAUCACAUUCAGAAAGUUAUUUGUUUCAUAUACUGCAGAUUCAGAUUUGUUAAA
Molecule: messenger RNA, 1947 nt
Organism: Rosa chinensis
Lineage: Eukaryota; Viridiplantae; Streptophyta; Magnoliopsida; Rosales; Rosaceae
Product: aspartic proteinase 36
Exons: 10
Coding region: 110-1600 (496 amino acids)
Biological process (GO): proteolysis
Molecular function (GO): aspartic-type endopeptidase activity
Source: RefSeq, a predicted model, not a curated record